AUGAAUCAACCUACUGAUCUCACAGCUCAACAGUAUGAAUCAAGAAAAGCCACUGUGCUUCACGUGCUCAUCAACUCGUCGAUAAAUGAUUUAUUAGAACGUUACUCGUCUCUCGACAAAAUCCUCCGUAUAAUUGCAUAUGUACUUCGAUUUGGAACAACACGUGCUGCACCUCUGCUUUCUACUGCUAUAGGUGCCGAUGAACUAGCACAUGCAUUGACUGCUCUGAUAUAUUUCACGCAACGCACCGCCUAUUCUGACGAUAUUGACAAACUGUCCAAGCGGGUUCGCCCAUCCAAGGACCUUCGUAGUUUGGAUUUGUUCCUUGACCCAUCUGGUAUCGUCAGAGUGGGCGGUCGACUUACAAAUGCCAAUAUUCCAUAUGCGCACAAGCAUCCAGCUCUCUUACCUUCGUCUCAUGUGUUGACCAAACUGAUAAUUGAUCAUCAUCACAUUCGGUUGAAACAUCCUGGUGCUCAUACCCUACAAUCGCAUCUACAACAAGAGUAUUGGAUUCAGUCAGCUCGUCGAACUAUACGCUCUCGUCUCCGGUUAUGUAUCUCUUGCUUCAAAACAAGACCAAGAAUCAUUGAACCAAAAAUGGCUGCGUUACCCAAAUAUCGUGUUCAGCAAAUAAAACCAUUUUCGAUCACGGGAGUAGAUUAUGCUGGUCCUGUUCUGAUAAAACGUUCGCACGGACGCUCCUCUGCUUCAAUGUCAGCGUAUAUCUGUUUGUUUGUGUGCACAGCUACCAAGGCACUACACCUGGAGCUGAGUUCUGACCUGAGCACCGAGACUUUUCUAUUAGCAUUUACUCGCUUUGUCGCUCGACGUGGUCCUGUCCGCGAAAUGCAUAGUGACUGUGGCACAAACUUCGUGGGUGCAUCACGAAUCCUGACUCCGUUGAAAACCUUCCUUCACUCAAGUUCCUUUCAAGAUCGAGCACAUCAACAGUUAGCGAAAACUGGUGUAAAAUGGUUCUUCAAUCCUCCCUCGUCACCACAUUUCGGCGGGUUGUGGGAGGCUGGUGUCAAAUCUGCCAAGGCACUGAUUCUCAGGUCAGUUGGCACACAUCGAUUAACCAGUGAAGAACUAAUGACACUACUCGCCCAAGUUGAAGCCACGCUGAAUUCUAGGCCAUUAGGCGCUUUGAGUAAUGACCCGUCUGAUCUCUCUGCCUUAACGCCCAGCCAUUUUUUAACCCUCGAGCCUUCAGCAAAUCUGCCUGAACCCAACAUAGACUCACUUCCACUGUCUAAGAUGCAACGGUGGCGUCUCAUCACUGACCUGCAUCGCCACUUCUGGGCGAGAUGGAAAAAUGAGUACCUAUCCAGUCUACAACACCGGAGAAAAUGGUCUGACAAUCAAGGGAAAUUGGCUCUUGAUGAUCUUGUCCUGAUCAAAGAGCCCACGGCUCCUCUUCAUUGGCACCUCGGACGAAUCGUAAAGCUGCAUCCUGGAUCGGACGGAGUUUCCCGCGUUGCAACCGUUCGAACUGCAACGGGCCUCCUGACCAGACCUGCUGUCAAGCUUUGUCCUCUACCUUCUCCUUGA
Messenger RNA from Macrosiphum euphorbiae (potato aphid), 1554 nucleotides. Lineage: Eukaryota; Metazoa; Arthropoda; Insecta; Hemiptera; Aphididae. The record is from the annotation of a GenBank genome assembly.